AUGGAUUAUCCUUCUCGCCGGUACGGUCGGUUUUAUGCCAGACAACUCUCUGCUCGCGGCAAUCUUCCAUUCCGACCAUACGGACCCAGAAGAGGGAUGGCAUUUCUCAAGAUCGGCCUGCUAGGCACUGUUGGCUAUUUCGCCGCUAAGAAGCUUCUUCGGUUCCGUAGUCAACGCAUGCAGGCAUACUUCGACGACUCGGCCGAUGGUGACGGAAGCAAUGGAUACAAGACGUUGGGGUGGGUUUCGACUUGA
Penicillium verhagenii is the source of this 255-nucleotide messenger RNA. RefSeq lists its product as uncharacterized. Bases 1 to 255 code for a protein of 84 amino acids. The transcript is spliced from 2 exons. NCBI's taxonomy places the organism in Eukaryota, Fungi, Ascomycota, Eurotiomycetes, Eurotiales, Aspergillaceae. The record is from RefSeq and is a predicted model, not a curated record.